UGAGGAUCAAGGAAGCACAUGGAAGGACACACACUUCAGUGCGAGUGUUUGUUUGGAGGUAACACGGCUGGAGUGAGCGGAGUCUAAACCUGCUGGAUUCUCUGAUUCAGCACAUUUUGGAGAGGGACUACAGGGGGCAGCCAUGUUGUCCAUUCCUGCAGCUAAGAGAGAGAGCUGUGGGACGAAGGACUUCCAGACUAAAUCGUCACGGGAACCCAAUCAAAGCCAGGGCUAUGAAAUUAUAUCAGCGCGGGUCAAAACUGAAAGUGAUGAAGACCCCAUUUGGGCGUGUUACGCGUCAUUAGAAAAAGAGUGGGACAGCGACGCUGCUGGAAUUAAAACAGAAGAUCUCUGGAUAAAAACUGAACCCUCAGAACUUGACAAGCACAAUGCAAUGACCAUUUAUGUUUCUAAUCAAAAAGCUUCAUCGGCUGUGAGGGAGAGUGGACCUCAGGCGAACAGUGCUGCAGUGCUUAGUGGCAUCACUGUAAAGGAUGAAGAUCCUAUCUGGGCUUGCUACAGCUCCAUCACGGGGACUGAGAACCAGAGAGCAGAGACCAACAUUAAACCAGAAAGUCUACCAAUCAAGAAGGAGGACUUCUUUUCUGCCACUCAUUCUAUGAAGUCCGUUUUUGAGACAGUAGAUAAGGAUUACCAUUCCCAACCUUCAUCUGGGAACACUACACAGCAGGCAUUCCAGUCCCCACUAGCCGGUCUGGCACAGUGUAUAGCGGGUCUAGACAGCUUUAGCUGCUCUUCACAGAGGUUAACCACACCCACUCGGGUCAUGUCCCCAGUGCAUCAGACUAAGAAUCCAAUCCAGCAGAAGGCACAACCUUCAGGCAAACAGCAUCUGAAGGACUGUACUUCCAAAAGCUUUACUGCUAACAAGCCUUCAGGGCCUGUUGGCUGGCCUGUAUACCAUCCACAACCACCCAGAGACAAAGAGUGGGACAGCGACGCUGCUGGAAUUGAAACAGAAGAUCUCUGGAUAAAACCUCAACCCUCAGAACUUGACAAGCACGAUGCAAUGACCCUUUGUGUUUCUAAUCAGAAAGCUCCAUCAGCUUUGCAGCAGAGUGGACCCCAAGCGAACAGUGCUGCAGUGCUUAGUGGCAUCACUGUAAAGGAUGAAGAUCCUAUCUGGGCUUGCUACAGCUCCAUCACAGGGGACUGAGAACCAGAGAGCAGAGACCAACAUUAAACCAGAAAGUCUACCAAUCAAGGAGGACUUCUUUCCUGCCACUCGUUCUCUGAAAGCCAUUUUUGAGACAGUGAAUAAGGAUUACCAUUCCCAACCUUCAUCUGGGAACACUACACAGCAGCCAUUCCAGUGCCCACUAGAUGGUAUGGCACAGUGUAUAGCGAAUCUAGAUAAGCCUAGCUGCCCUGUUUCUUCACAGAGGUUAACCAGACCCACUCGGGUCAUGUCCCCAGCGCAUCAGACUAAGGAUCCAAUUCAGCAGAAGGCACAACCUUCAGGCAAACAACAUCUGAAGGACUGUACUUCCAA
Molecule: messenger RNA, 1513 nt
Organism: Colossoma macropomum (tambaqui)
Lineage: Eukaryota; Metazoa; Chordata; Actinopteri; Characiformes; Serrasalmidae
Exons: 2
Coding region: 143-1177 (344 amino acids)
Source: RefSeq, a predicted model, not a curated record